Molecule: messenger RNA, 1086 nt
Organism: Drosophila eugracilis
Lineage: Eukaryota; Metazoa; Arthropoda; Insecta; Diptera; Drosophilidae
Gene: Vps37B
Product: vacuolar protein sorting-associated protein 37C
Exons: 2
Coding region: 93-734 (213 amino acids)
Biological process (GO): protein targeting to vacuole; protein targeting to membrane; ubiquitin-dependent protein catabolic process via the multivesicular body sorting pathway
Cellular component (GO): ESCRT I complex
Source: RefSeq, a predicted model, not a curated record
UAUCUGGUAACACUGCAAAGUAAUAGUCAUUGAAAAUAAAGUCGCAAAAUUAAAAUAGUUUUAUAGCCGACAAAGGCCCAGGAGCAGCUAAGAUGUACCAGGAAUACAUGAACCAAUUGCAGGCCUCCAUUGCGCCCAUGGCCUCUGAUGAGCUAAAGGAACUUCUAAACGACGACGAGAAGCUUGAAACCAAAGUGGACGAGGUUCUUCAGGUGCUGCGAACUCAGAAGACCAGCGUUUUCGAAGACAACCGAAGUAGAGCGGAGCACAAUAUAGAGCGGGAGCCUCAGAUUAUAGAGCUGAGGGCUCGCCUGGCAGAACUAUCUGAUGAGGGACGCACCAGGUGUACCUCUGUCCAGGAUAAGCUGUCCCAGCUUAAGGAGAAGUCCGGUGGAGUGGGUCCUGAAACGGCACUGGCUCUACUGCAAACCGCCGCCUCCGAAAGCGAAGAGCAGACCGAGGAGAUGAUAAAGAAAUUCAACGACAGCGAUCUCGGAGUGGAAGCUUUUCUGGAGGAGUUCCUUGCAAGCCGACGGACCAUGCACUUGCGUCGCCUUAAGGCCGAGAAGAUGCAAGACCUUAUGCGCAAACAGCGCCAGGGACCGCCAAAUGCUUCUGUGCCAGCAUACGGAAACGUGUCCUCUGGCGGAUUUUAUCCUUCAGCUGGAAACUCUGCCCCCUAUCCUAUGAUGGGUCCCUUAAUGCCCAUGCCACCGUCAUCUAGACCCUACUGAGAUCUCGACCUUUGCUAGAAGCGUAUUGACUGCCACGGCGCAUCCACCAUCAAUAGAAAGCACCCAUUUCCAGAAGACAAAUGAACUUAUAGUUAAAAACUUUUUAUUGUUUAAAAUUUCAGAGUCCUCACUUUAAGUACAUAUUGCUUCAGUUUCUUCUUCUGAUACAGUGGGUUAAUUGCAAAUCAGAGGGAACGUUCUGCCUGCUUUAAAAUUAACAUUUGAGGUGCUCUACAUCUCUGCCUGCACUAAACUAUGUAUAUGUAUAUGUAUAAAUUAAGCGAAAAUUAACAUUAAUAUUAGUCAGUGAACAAUUCGUGUUAAAAAUAAACGUUUUGGAUAAAAAAUGAAA